GGUCACGUGACGGGCAGUAUGUGUCGGACAUGGAUCCCCGGGAGGUGAAGGAUCGGAUCCUGGAGAACAUCAGCCUGUCCGUUAAAAAGUUGCAGAGCUACUUUGCUGCCUGCGAAGAUGAGACUCCAGCCAUUAGAAACCAUGACCGGGUGCUGCAGAGGCUGUGCGAGCAUCUUGACCAUGCGCUGCUGUAUGGGUUGCAGGACAUCUCCUCCGGCUACUGGGUCCUUGUUGUCCAUUUCACUCGCAGGGAAGCCGUGAAGCAAAUUGAGGAGCAGCAGCAUGUGGCUACCCAUCUGGGGCGCAGUCGGGCCUGGCUGUACCUGGCGCUUAAUGAGAACUCUCUGGAGAGCUACCUACGGUUAUUCCAAGAAAACCAAAGUCUGCUCCAGAAAUACUACUACAAGAACGCGCUGGUCUGCAGCCAUGAUCACCUCACGCUCUUCCUCACACUCGUAUCUGGCCUGGAGUUUAUCAGAUUUGAGCUGGAGCUGGAUGUUCCGUACCUGGAUCUGGCCCCGUACAUGCCCGAUUACUACAAACCCCAGAAUCUUCUGGACUUCGAAGACCGUCUUCCUACCUCUGUGCACGGUUCAGACAGCCUCUCUCUCAACUCCUUCACCUCCAAUAAUUCUACCAACCUGGAGUGGGAUGACAGCGCCAUUGCCCCAUCCAGCGAGGAUUAUGAUUUUGGAGAUGCUUACCCUGCAGCGCCGUCCGUACCCAUGACAGACUGGGAAGACGGAGACGGGCACAACGGCAGCAGCUUCUCCAGCCGGGCGGCCGGGGUGCACAAUGGCCACACAGCCCAAGGAAAGAGAAUAAAGCAUCGGUACAAUCCGUUUAUACGAGAUCUGUCAUCUUCUGAUGUCAUCCCAGGGCCGGGAACCGCUGAGGACUCUCCAGACACCAGUGAAGCCAUCACACAGGAUUCAGAGAUUGAUGUUGCUUCCCUGGACGCCACCCUGUCCUAUAAUCAGCCACCGAGGCCCAACGAGCUGACGUCAGACAGCACAGACCUCAGCACACACGAUACGGCCGAUGGUUUGUCCACUUCAGAGUCUACUCCGGUGCACGGCGCAGGCUGCCGGAAAGAGGCUCCCGCCGCUUAUACCACCUACACCGAGAACAACUCGGAGCUGGAGGUCAUCAGGCUGGUGAAGAAAAAGCGUGGUGGGAAGCGCAGGAGAACUCGCGCAGAGGAGGGAUGCCAGCGUCUGCUCCUCAGCACCUCAGAACCUGAGGACCCCGAUGCGGAGCAGGAAAAGACUUUGGAGCCCAGCAACAAAGGUGAGGAGGAGAGACCAAGUGAUCUCUCGGAACCAGCUCUCCGGCUGCCCAAGAUGCAGGACACUUCUAUGGAGCGAGUAGGACAACCACUGAGUGAGGUUAUAGACAAGCUAAAUGGUCAGCUGGACCCUCAUGGCUGGAACACUCAUCCAGAACCUACAGACCAGUCCUUUCGGACCUGCUCUCCGGGGGAGACCCCCGGUGGCUUUCAAAGGCAGGACAUCAGACAAGGAACCCAGGACCCCAUGGACUUCUACUACUUUACCCCAGAGAGUCCAAACGCUGCUGCAACAGGUAGUGGCCACAAUGACUCUCCAGGCCCGGGCCAACCAGCACAUGUUUUUGGUGGCUUUGAGGAUGCUCGACAAGAGGAAGAAGGAAGAAGAGGACCGGCAGAGAUUAAAGGAUCCCUAGAAGCCCUGUCAGAAGGGACAUCACUAGUGCCUCCUGGUGGGAAAAGCAGCCCAUCUCUGAGCAUCGCAGAGGACUCUGGUGUUGAAGAAGGCCAGGGAAGUCCCUCUGAUUCCCCGCACCCCAGCGAGUUCAGGGUAGAUAAUAAUCUGCUUUUGCUGCUAAUGAUUCACGUCUUCCGGGAAAACGAGGAGCAGCUCUUUAAGAUGUUUCGUAUGAGUACGGGGCACAUGGAGGGUGACUUGCAGCUUGUCUACGUGUUACUGACAGAUUGCUACAUCUACUUACUCAGAAAAGGUGCAGCCGAUAAGCCGUACAUGGUGGAAGACGCCGUAUCGUAUAAUGAGCUUGACUACAUCUCUGUUGGUCUGGACCAGCAGGCGGUGACCCUCGUGUGUGCAAACAGGCGGCGUCAGUUCUUGCUGGACGCUGCAGACGUCAGUCUGACAGAAAUAUUCAUUGCUGCUUUAAAGUCUGCCAUGAUUAAUGGAUGCCGGGAGCCUCCUUACCCUGGGAUCCUAACUGAUGCCACCAUGGAGAGACUGGCCUUGGCAAAAUUUGUGUCACAGGAGUCAAAGCAAGAGGCUUCAGAGGUGGUCAUGCUGUACUAUGGGCUGGUGCACUGGGAAGACCCUUUGGAUGAAGCUCUUGCAACUGGUGACUCUACAUGUUUUGAUCAGAAUGUGUCCAAAGAAGGUGUUCUAUACUAUAAAGCCAACACAUCCUACCUGGGCAGGGAGACCUGGAAGACGUGUUUUGUGGUCCUUAGCAAUGGAAUCUUAUACCAGUACCUAGAGAGGACAGAUCGGACUCCUGUGCUGUCUGUAAACUUGGGGAGUGAGCAGUGUGGCGGCUGCCGGCGAACAAACACCACGGAGCGGCCUCACUCUUUCCAAGUAAUCCUCACCGACAAGCCUCCUCUGGAGCUGAGUGCAGCAAACGAGGAAGAAAUGGCAGACUGGAUGUUGCAUCUGUGCCAGGCUGUAUCCAAGGGGGUCAUUCCUCAGGGCAUCGCGCCUUCCCCCUGCCUUCCCUGCUGUUUAGUGCUCACCCAGGACAAGCUCAUUACCUGUCACCAGGACUGCCAGACCAGCUUCUUCCGAGCCCUUGGCAUCACAGACCUUCAUAAUGUUUCUUCCCUGAGCACUGAAGAUCACAAGGAGUACUGCAUUGUGGAGUUCACUCAGGAUCACAGGCAGCUCCUGGCGCCUUGGUUCCUGUACUUUAGCUGCAGGAAGGAGCUGGAGAGGUUUGUGUCUGCGCUGAGAUCGGCCUGGAAAGCCAUGUAUCAGGUGGAUCUGUCUCACAAGACCUUUGACGAAGCCACCCUGAAGAAAUGCGAAGACGCUCUGUCUCUUAUCCACAGCUCCUGGCAGCGAAGCGACAGUCUGUGUAGAGGCCGUGCUUCACGAGACCCCUGGUGCUGAUCUACACGCCAGAGGAAAAGUCUCUGAACCCCCUGCCAGCGAGGCGUGUGCCAGUCCGGAGGCUCAGAGGAAGGCCCGCUCGGAUGCCUCUCUCUGGUGGGGCAGGAGGACUGAAAACCUGCCUUGCUUUCUGUAGAGGUUAAGGGCUAAGCCUUGCAUUGGAAGCUUCCUACAUGCACAGAACUGUGUAUAUCUAUACAUUUAUAUAUAAAUAGAAGCCUAUGGGUGUAUAUGUGUACAUACGCUGAGAAGCUGCUGCUUUUAACCUGUAUGCCUGUGGCGUACGGAUAGGACUUUAAUCAAAACUAUUUACAGUAGAGUCACUUAGGCUGGGUUGUAGACACUGAUGCGGCCGGUGGGAUUAAUUCCACCCCUUGGCAAGAA
Messenger RNA from Spea bombifrons (plains spadefoot toad), 3512 nucleotides. It is a transcript of the gene PLEKHM2, whose product is annotated as pleckstrin homology and RUN domain containing M2. Gene Ontology annotation, biological process: lysosome localization; regulation of protein localization; Golgi organization. NCBI's taxonomy places the organism in Eukaryota, Metazoa, Chordata, Amphibia, Anura, Pelobatidae. The record is from RefSeq and is a predicted model, not a curated record. The transcript has 20 exons. Gene Ontology annotation, cellular component: endosome membrane. Gene Ontology annotation, molecular function: kinesin binding. The coding region runs from base 30 to 3128 and encodes 1032 amino acids.